Messenger RNA from Spea bombifrons (plains spadefoot toad), 7339 nucleotides. It is a transcript of the gene TJP1, whose product is annotated as tight junction protein 1. The record is from RefSeq and is a predicted model, not a curated record. The transcript is spliced from 29 exons. Gene Ontology annotation, biological process: positive regulation of blood-brain barrier permeability; cell-cell junction organization; cell-cell adhesion. Lineage: Eukaryota; Metazoa; Chordata; Amphibia; Anura; Pelobatidae. Bases 239 to 5713 code for a protein of 1824 amino acids. Gene Ontology annotation, molecular function: cell adhesion molecule binding. Gene Ontology annotation, cellular component: plasma membrane; bicellular tight junction.
GGAAGAAGGAUGGCGCUGCCACCUCAAGCUGUCAAUGUUAUCUCUAUGUGCCGCUCAGAAAUGGCGCUCUGCUGACAAGACACGCCGAGGGGAGAGCGGAGCACAGCCCGGGAGAGCGAGGGGAGGAGACCGGGGGGUCACAGGGCAGGACGGCAGAUGCCUGGGAAUCCCAAUUUCAUGAUCGCAUGCAGAGGUCUGAGGGGGGGCAUCAGAGGGGAGAAUCAAGGGGGGAGGCAAAAUGAAAUACCAGAAAUACCUGACUGUGCUGCAGAUGGCGAUUGGGGUGACUCCUUCAAACAGGGGCAACCUGCUACCUUAUAAAAGAAGGCUAUGGGUCACCCCAUCAUCUGAGAACCCCAAUGCUGCCACUUCUAGCACAAGUCAAGGGAAACCAUCCCUACGAAGAAUAAAGGGACGGAUCCACAGAAGCAAAAGUUUGGACAGUGUUGACCUCUGUGAGUUUAAUAACACUGUAAUGGAAGAAACCGCAAUAUGGGAGCAGCAAACAGUGACUCUUCACAGGGCCCCAGGAUUUGGAUUUGGGAUUGCAAUAUCUGGAGGAAGAGAUAAUCCACAUUUUCAAAGUGGAGAAACCUCUAUUGUGAUCUCAGAUGUUCUAAAAGGUGGCCCAGCCGAAGGCCUGCUGCAGGAAAAUGACCGUGUUGCAAUGGUCAAUGGGGUUUCGAUGGAUAACGUUGAGCAUGCUUUUGCAGUCCAGCAGUUAAGAAAAAGUGGAAAAAAUGCCAAAAUUACAAUCCGGCGGAAGAAAAAAGUGCAGCUUCCAGUAUCUCGUCCUGACCCAGAUCCGGUUUCUGAGAACGAGGAGGACAGUUACGAGGAGGAUGUGCCUGAUCAUAGUGCCCUCAGUGGUCCCAGUGCCAGCAGAAGAAGUGAAAAGAGCUGGGUGAGAGACAGAAGUGUGAGCAGAGACCGGAGUUUAUCACCCAGAUCAGAUAGAAGAUCCGUUGCUUCCAGUCAACCUCCAAAACCUACCAAAGUGACCUUGGUGAAAUCUAGAAAAAAUGAAGAAUAUGGAUUAAGAUUGGCCAGCCAUAUUUUUGUAAAAGAAAUAUCCCAAGAUAGCCUGGCGGCAAGGGAUGGAAAUAUUCAGGAAGGAGAUGUUGUGCUCAAGAUUAACGGCACAGUCACUGAAAAUAUGUCUUUAACUGAUGCAAAAACAUUGAUAGAAAGGUCAAAGGGCAAAUUAAAAAUGGUGGUUCAAAGAGAUGAAAGGGCAACUCUGCUUAAUGUCCCAGAUCUGGAUGACAGCCUUCAUUCUGCAAAUGCCUCAGAGAGAGACGACAUCUCAGAAAUUCAGUCGCUGGCAUCGGAUCAUUCCAACCGUUCACAUGACAGGCCUCCUCGGCACAGCCGUUCAAGGUCUCCUGACCAGAGAUCAGAGCCUUCAGACCAUUCCAGACAUUCUCCACAGCAGCACAGCAACAGCAGUACCCGAAGCAGAGAGGAUGAACGAAUAGCAAAGACUGGAACCAUGUCUACACCAGUUAAAAAUACAAAUAGCUUACCACUUUCCAGGACCACAGAGGAGCCAUUAGUGGACAAAACGGAUAAACAAACACCACCUCUUCCAGAACCAAAACCAGUGUAUGCUCAGCCUGGGCAGCCAGAUGUAGACUUGCCGGUCAGUCCCUCUGAUGGGCCGUUUCACAAUUCUACACAUGAAGAUGGAAUGUUGAGGCCGAGUAUGAAACUGGUGAAGUUCAGGAAGGGAGACAGUGUUGGGUUACGUCUCGCAGGUGGUAAUGAUGUUGGGAUUUUUGUGGCCGGCGUUUUGGAGGACAGUCCUGCAGCUAAAGAAGGCUUAGAAGAAGGCGAUCAAAUUCUUCGAGUAAACAAUGUGGACUUCACUAACAUAAUAAGAGAAGAAGCAGUUCUUUUCCUACUUGACUUACCCAAAGGUGAAGAGGUGACUAUUCUUGCCCAGAAAAAGAAGGAUGUUUAUCGACGAAUUGUUGAAUCGGAUGUUGGAGAUUCUUUUUAUAUCCGGACGCAUUUUGAAUAUGAGAAAGAAUCGCCCUAUGGGCUAAGUUUUAAUAAAGGCGAGAUCUUCCGAGUGGUGGAUACACUCUACAAUGGGAAGCUGGGAUCAUGGCUGGCCAUCAGAAUUGGCAGAAACCACAAAGAAGUGGAAAGAGGGAUUAUCCCAAACAAAAACAGAGCCGAACAGCUUGCAAGCGUGCAGUACACUCUCCCUAAAACCGCCGGUGGAGAUCGUGCAGAUUUUUGGAGGUUUCGUGGUCUCCGUAGUUCCAAGAGAAAUCUGAGAAAAAGCCGAGAAGAUCUUUCUGCCCAACCUGUCCAGACAAAGUUCCCAGCAUAUGAAAGAGUCGUCCUCCGAGAAGCUGGAUUUCUCAGGCCUGUGGUUAUCUUUGGUCCUAUUGCUGAUGUUGCACGAGAGAAGCUGGCGAGAGAAGAGCCAGAUAUUUAUGAGGUCGCAAGGAGUGAACCAAGAGACGCAGGCACUGACCAGCGAAGCUCUGGAAUCAUCCGUCUUCACACUAUCAAGCAGAUUAUUGACCGGGAUAAGCAUGCUCUUCUUGAUGUGACUCCAAAUGCGGUAGAUCGCUUGAACUACGCACAGUGGUACCCAAUAGUUGUGUUCCUCAACCCGGACUCCAAGCAGGGUGUGAAGACCAUGAGAACGAGGUUGUGCCCUGAGUCGCGCAAAAGUGCCAGAAAAUUAUAUGAACGUUCACACAAACUACGCAAAAACAAUCACCAUCUUUUCACAACUACCAUUAAUUUAAAUUCUAUGAAUGAUGGCUGGUAUGGAGCACUGAAGGAGGCUGUUCAACAGCAACAGAACCAACUGGUUUGGGUCUCAGAGGGCAAAGCAGAAGGUGGCACAGAUGAUGAUCUUGAUUUGCAUGACGACCGUCUAUCCUACUUGUCAGCACCAGGUAGUGAAUACUCAAUGUAUAGCACUGAUAGCAGGCACACAUCUGACUAUGAAGAUACAGACACAGAAGGUGGGGCAUACACUGACCAGGAUCUGGACGAGACUCUUAAUGAUGAAGCUGGCACUCCUCCAGAGUCUGCCAUCACUCGCUCCUCUGAACCUGUCAGAGAUGACACAUCAGGAAUUCAGGAGAACCAAACCUAUCCUACUUUUCCACCUCAGCCACAGCCAAUUCAUAGAACUGAUUCUCCUGGGUAUAAAAAUGUAGCACCUCAACAGAAAGCAGAUGCCUUACCUGCAGCCCCUUACCUUUCUCUGCCGUCUGAAACACACCAUGCUACUUCAACUGCUGCUGUAAAUCCCAAUGUAAAUCUAAAUAAUGUCAGAUUGGAGGAACCCAACCCUGCCCCUUACAGCUCUUACCAAGCACAAGCUGGCCCCUUGCGAUCACCAAAUACUGAGGCAGCUCAAAUUAUGCUAAGAGACCAAGAGCCUUCAUCUUUACCAGUGCACAUAGACCCAGCAAAGGUUUACAGAAAAGAGCCAUAUGCUGUGGAGGAAAAUCCUAGGCAGAAUUAUUUGAUGAAGCAGCAAGUACUCGGCCAUCAAAGGCAUGAAAAAGAGACCAAUUUGAGUUUUGAUUCCCUGCCUGCAUAUGCAGACAAGCCACUGAAUAGAGAAUAUGAUCACUCUUACAGAUACGACUCCUCUGUAGAUUAUGUCGAUCAGUUUCCACACAAUUACGAUCCUCGUAUACAUUAUGACGAUCAUGUGCCUACUUAUGAUGACCAGUGGGGUUAUUAUGAUGAUAAGCAAUCAUAUCAACAAAGGCCGCAGUUUGACAGCAAACAUCCCAGGGACUUCAAUGUUAGGCAACACUCAGAAGAAAACCUGGAACAUAGCUAUUUUCCCCAGCAGCCUCGAUUUGAGGAGCCGCCUCCAGCUGCCUAUGACAAUCGGCCACGUCCACCUAAAAACUACAAGCCUCCUCAAGUACUUUAUGAUGAACCAACUCCAGCAGAAUAUGAUAUGCAUAUAAGAUACAAACCAGAGCCCCAAUCCUUCCCUCCUGUACCCUCAUCAAAGCCUGCUGAGAAAACACAGUAUUUUGAUCAACAGCCAAGGAGCUAUGAACAUACCCCACCCCAAGCAUUUACCACUAAACCCGGGCAGUAUGAUAUUUCUCCUAGGCUUGAGACCAUGCCGCCUCCAGCACAGGUGAAACCAGAGCCUUUGCCAUCAAACACUAAACCAUUACCGGCUCCUCCAACUGAAGAUGAGGAUGACCCAGCCAUGAAGCCACAAUCCGUGCUUACCAGAGUGAAGAUGUUUGAAAACAAGAGGGCCACCCAAGGGGAAAAGAACAAGGACAUGAAUGACAUAUCCACCAUAAAGGCUCCCGAAGUUGCACCUAAACCCAUAAAUGUUCCAGUAAAUGCACCAAAAGCAGCCCCACUGCCUCAUUAUGAACAAGAAAAGCCUGCAUAUAGAGUUCCUGAACCACAGAAACCUCAGGUGAAGCCUCCAGAAGAUAUAAUUCGCUCCAAUCACUACGAUCCUGAUGAAGACGAAGAGUACUAUAGGAAGCAGCUCUCGUACUUUGAUCGAAGAAGCUUUGACAAGCCCACUCCCCCGCUGUCGGCAAACGUCCUGCCUGAGCCUGCCAAACCCGUGCAGUCUCAGAGCCAACUUAGCUUUAACAGCUACCCCUCCAAGGGAAAACCUGCAGAUCCCGAGCCUCUUGACAGAACGGUUGGUGAGAAACGCUACGAUCCGGUUCCACAGGUUACACCCUCAUCACAGUAUAGCCAGCAGUCUCCAGUGCUUGUGAACCAUUCAACGCAUUUGAAACACACACUUCCGGAAAUAAACUCUGUGUCGGUGGACAUUCCAAGUUCCACCUUGACCAAACCAGAACCACCACCAGCGCAGGCCAAGCCUACGCUUUUCAGACCUUCUAAUCGGGAGGACACCGUGCAGUCAAAUUACUUUCCCCAGAAAAGCUUUCCAGACAAAAGCCCCAUUAAUGGCACAGAACAGACGACGAAAACGGUUACACCAUCCUACAAUCGCUUUACUCCAAAGCCUUACACGAGUACAGCCAGGCCCUUUGAACGCAAGUUUGAAAGCCCCAAAUUCAACCACAAUCUUCUGCCAAAUGAAGCACAAGCAAAACCUGAGCUGCCCACCAAGCCUCAGAAUUCUCCCCAGCCUAUUUUAAAAUCGAGUAAUGCCGUAAUGCCACCGGAGCUGGACGUCUCAUCCAAACCAGCGGAGAGCAAGCCUAAAUUUCAACCAAAUAAUGUUAAUGCAGUGCCUAAAGCGAUUCCAGUCAGCCCUUCAGCACUGGAGGAUGAUGAUGAAGAUGAUGUGCACACGGUUGUGGCAACAGCUAGAGGCAUUUUUAACAGUAAUGGUGGUGUACUGAGCUCAAUAGAGACGGGCGUUAGCAUCAUAAUACCACAAGGAGCAAUUCCUGAAGGAAUAGAGCAGGAAAUUUACUUCAAAGUUUGCAGAGACAACAGCAUUUUACCACCCCUAGAUAAAGAAAAAGGGGAGACGCUGCUCAGUCCCUUGGUUAUGUGCGGACCCCAUGGAUUAAAAUUCCUGAAGCCGGUGGAGCUGCGCCUACCACACUGUGCGUCUAUGACUCCUGAUGGUUGGUCUUUUGCUCUAAAAUCAUCCGACACCUCGUCGGGUGAUCCAAAACACUGGCAGAAUAAGUCCCUUCCAGGUGAUCCCAACUAUCUUGUCGGAGCAAAUUGCGUGUCUGUUUUGAUAGACCACUUUUAAGCCUCGGUUGCCGUCAACAGGGAUAAUGUGAAGUCUGAUUGGACCUAUUUAUCAUUACACACAUUGAGUAUUAACUGAUUUUUACGCAACGAUGGGACUCAAUAGUGUUAGUAAUUUUGCCUGAACUUAGAUUUUACGGAGUAGACUUAAAAGCCAUGGUCAGAAUACCGGCCUCCCUACAGGCAUGUGAAGGUCGUACCGGUUAAAACGACUUCCUUGUCUUUUAUGAUUAAUGCCUUUUUACGUUGCAUAAGUUUGUCUCCAAAGGACCAACGCUCAAACACUACAAAACAGCAAUUAACAUGAUUCCUAUUUUCCAACUGUUGCCUGCCACCAGUCUUUUUUUUUUUUUUUUUAACUAUAUUUUUUCUUGGUAAUGUUGGAAUUUGAUGAUGAAGGCUAGCACUUUUUUUUCCCCGUAAGAAAAUAAACCUAAAACAAGUAUAAAAGUUCCAAAACGUUUAACUGUUGGUGGGAUCCCUAAGCAUAGUUCAUCUCUCUGCUAUGUGACUCUGACACAGCGCUAACGCUGUGGUAUAAGAGUCCAGCAGCACCGAGCUGAAUGUUGCCAAAAUAGCUUGAAAAUAUACAUUAUGAAAAUCUUCCGCGACUGUAAAAUUUAAAAUACACCCUGCCGUUUUGCUGACCACGUACCACGAGGUCUGUGUCUAUGGUUUGGUUUGGCAGCAAUAUGGCUGACCGUGGUUCAGGUGCUUCUGUGGAUCUGUGAUAUAACCGAUUACUACAUGCAUUUAACCAGCAGGGAUGCCUUACCCUCAUGUUAGGAUAGUCCUCAUUAUCCUCGUUCUUUCUCUCUCUAUUAUGAAGUUCAUAUGGCUUUCUGCGCUUUUAUUUUUUCUAGGAUAAUGUAUAAUGACAAAAACUUUUAAGGAGAGAAAAAAAAAGAUUUAUUGUGAACUUAUAUUUGAAGUGAGCACGAGUGAGAUUGGAUACUCCUCUCUUCUGCGAUCCAGGAGAGGCGAAGGAAAGAGUUUGUUUUUCUGCUAUGCAUUUGAAAAAUUCUCAAAGAUGUUACAAUGCCUGUACAUAAACUGCGUGCAUACCACUUUCUCUUUUUUUGGGGUUUUUCCUUUGUGUUUUUUUUUCUUUUUUUGUUUGUAAAUUUAACUUUUUUAAGCUUUACUUUUUGUAUAAAAAAAAAAAGAAAAUUGAACGUUUCUUAAGGAUACCUUUGUACUCAUACCUUUUUUGAGCCUUGAACUUUGUAACAUCUGCAGCAAUAAAGCAGCAUUUCUACAGUACUCGCCAUGAGAACAUUUUGAAGCGAAAUGCACAAAAAUUGCUAUCUUUAUAAGUGCUGAGCAUAACUCCUCAGAAUUCUCUAGUUUGAUUAAUAUCUUAAAAGUAUCCCUGCUGCAAUUUGUGAUAAGGAUGCUGUACUAUGUGCCCUAAAAUGUAUUUUUUUACUAAUAGACGAUUUAUUAUGGCACAUCCGCACGGUCUCUUUAGAAGAUACAGCACUGCAUUCUCUUAAUCAGUUAUAAGUUCUUCACGUGUGGCUGAUUUAAUUUUUUUUUUUUGUUAAUUUUUCUUUUCAUUUGCAGUUAUAAAUUACACAUUUCUAAGUAUACAAAAUAAAACUGGUUUUAAAAUAAAAAAAAUAAA